AUGGCUACAAUCCUAGGUUCCAUUCGCUUCGACUUAGAGAAGACCAUAUCUGCUCAGAAAAGAACGGCCAGUGCUCUACCUGCUAGCACUGGACAAAGCACCACCUUGAGCGGAGCCGGUCUUGUGGGUAAUGGAUUGAUCCUUCACAGUCACGUGUUCGUUGUGACCUCUUCCUCCGCUCCCCGUUUCACGCAGUUUGCAAACUCCAAAGCCUCGCAUUUUCAAUCCACACGUCUAAAUCAGGGCAAAAAGCUGUUGGUUUACCGAAAGACGCUGAACGCCUUAGCGUAUUCGAUCUCUGAAAAUACAAGGCAUAACUUUGAGGUGUUCAACGCCACCAGUCCAACUAACUGCUAUGAGUGUGAGGGUUUGUUGUGGGGUGUGGCAAGGCAGGGUCUACGAUGCUCUGAAUGCAGUGUGAAGUGUCACGAGAAGUGUAAACGCCUGCUCAAUGCUGGCAGCAAAUCGCUCUGA
Messenger RNA from Echinococcus granulosus, 474 nucleotides. Its product is annotated as Protein unc-13 A. The transcript has 3 exons. The record is from RefSeq and is a predicted model, not a curated record. The coding region runs from base 1 to 474 and encodes 157 amino acids. Gene Ontology annotation, molecular function: calmodulin binding; syntaxin-1 binding; diacylglycerol binding. NCBI's taxonomy places the organism in Eukaryota, Metazoa, Platyhelminthes, Cestoda, Cyclophyllidea, Taeniidae. Gene Ontology annotation, cellular component: plasma membrane; neuromuscular junction; presynaptic active zone cytoplasmic component. Gene Ontology annotation, biological process: neuromuscular junction development; synaptic transmission, glutamatergic; presynaptic dense core vesicle exocytosis.